CUAGUGGCUGUUUAUAAUUCUUUUAAGUCACAUUUAAUGAUCAUCUAUCUGUUUAAAAAGAUGCUGGUGGUAUUUCGAAAUCCCAAAGAUGCAGCUACAUCCUAUUAUCAUUUUUACAACAAAAAUCCUUUGCUGCCUACUCCUAGUUCCUGGGAUGACUUCUUUCAGAAGUUUAUGAGUGGUGAAGUUGCAUGGAAAUCCUACUUUGACCAUGCUCUUGCUUGGGACAAACAUAUGGAUGAAGAAAAUGUUAUGAUAAUCACCUAUGAAGAACUGAAAGAAAACCUUCUGGAUGGAGUCCAACGAAUUGCUGAUUUUUAUGAAUUCCCUCUGUCGGAUGAGAUAGUUAAGUCUAUUGCAGAUAAGGCUACCUUUCAAGCAAUGAGCAGCAAAUCUCUGGAAAUUUUUGGUCAAUUUGCUUCUGUUAUUUUCAGAAAAGGUGAAGUGGGCGAUUGGAGAACUUUGUUCACUGAGGCUCAGAGCAAAGAAAUGGAUGCAAAAUUUGAAGCAUGUUUAGCUGGGACUAAACUGGGUGCAAAACUAAAAUAUGAUAAAUAUUGCAAAUUUUAACAUUUGUACUUUUGAAAUAAAGUAAUUUAGAUAUA
This is a messenger RNA of Notechis scutatus (mainland tiger snake), 605 nucleotides long. The record is from RefSeq and is a predicted model, not a curated record. NCBI's taxonomy places the organism in Eukaryota, Metazoa, Chordata, Lepidosauria, Squamata, Elapidae.